Molecule: messenger RNA, 972 nt
Organism: Liolophura sinensis
Lineage: Eukaryota; Metazoa; Mollusca; Polyplacophora; Chitonida; Chitonidae
Product: monocarboxylate transporter 13-like
Exons: 4
Coding region: 1-972 (323 amino acids)
Biological process (GO): transmembrane transport
Molecular function (GO): transmembrane transporter activity
Source: RefSeq, a predicted model, not a curated record
AUGUCAAAAGCGUCGACAUUGACCAGUACAGACUACAGCACCCUUAACCUCACAGAUGAACAGACGACAGAUGUGAAGGAGUCUCGCCGUGAUACAUUUCCCCCCGACACGGGUUGGGCCUGGGUUGUGGCUGUUGCGUCCAUGAUGAAUGUGUUCUUGCUGAUGAGCUUCUAUCGAGGUUUGGGCAUAUUAGUUGUGGAGUUGAUGGAGAUAUACGAGGCACCGACGGCUAAGGUGUCGCUCAUCUUUAGCUGUAUCUCCAUAGGAUUCGCUACAUCAUCUCUUCUCUUCAUCUUUGGGAUUGGAGAUAUUUUCCACGAGAGGGCGCUGGUCGCCGCUUCCGCUUUUCUGACUUUCCUGGGAUUUUUAGUUACAUUCUUCAGCACAAGAAUUGAACACGUCUGUGUGCAGGGAGUUUGUACAGGAGCAGCAAUACAGAUCGGAAUGACAUGUGGCAUGAGCUUGGUGGGCCGGUAUUUUGAUAAACGUCUGAGUGUGGCAAACGGAAUUGUCAUGAGUGGUAGCAGUUUAGGUGUCUUGGUGUCUCCACCUGUGGUCCAAUGGUUGCUGAACGAAUAUUCCUACAGAGGAACUGCUUUGAUUUGCGCCGGCUUGACCCUGAAUUCACUGGCGUGUUCUUCUUUAAUGAUGCCAGUCCCUAGAAUAGUGAAAUCAGAAAUCGUUCCGGUACAACAAGACAGUUCACGUAUCAUGUCGGCGACUGGAUGUUCUGAGAGCCAAGAUCAGAGUGCAGAGAAUAAUCCAACAAAAUAUAUCAUUGUCCCAGAAGUUCCACCUCGUUUGGGUGCGGACAAAAAUACCGCCAUCAAAGAUUUUUCAAACGUCACGUAUUUUGUCCCCGAACCUGACAUGGAAGUAGUUGAUAUUUCAUCAACAGCUAACACAGCAGAUGAUCGACGAUCUGCACGUUGUUUCGAAACUGUGAGGCUAGCAAUAAAACAAUUCUCCUGA